AUGAAGUGUCUGUGGUUGUUUGUGCUCACUGUUCUGUGUAUAAGGUGCGAAGCCGCAGGCAACAAGCCUCGGAGAGGACGCGGCAGCAUGUGGUGGGGCAUAGCCAAGGCAGGAGAGCCAAACAACAUUUCACCAAUGUCACCUGGAGUUUUAUAUAUGGACGCUGGAGUCCAUUCGACGUUGAGGCGGAAGCAACGCCGCCUUGCUAGAGAGAACCCAGGGGUGUUAACAGCUGUAGCAAAAGGUGCAAACAUGGCCGUGUCGGAGUGCCAACAUCAGUUCAAAUACAGGAGAUGGAACUGCACGACAAGAAAUUUUCUACGUGGUAAAAAUUUAUUCGGCAAAAUUGUCGACAGAGGGUGCCGCGAAACCGCAUUUAUAUAUGCUAUAACGAGCGCCGGUGUGACCCAUGCUGUGUCACGCGCCUGUGCUGAGGGCUCUAUAGAGUCAUGUACUUGUGACUACUCGCACUUAGACCGCACACCGCAUCGCACACGUGCUGCAGCAGCGGCUAACGUGAGAGUGUGGAAGUGGGGCGGUUGUAGUGACAACAUCGGCUUCGGAUUUCGAUUCAGCCGCGAGUUCGUAGACACAGGUGAACGAGGCAAAACCUUGCGAGAGAAGAUGAAUUUACAUAAUAACGAAGCAGGCAGGGCGCACGUGCAGUCGGAGAUGCGACAAGAGUGUAAGUGCCAUGGCAUGUCCGGAUCGUGUACAGUAAAGACAUGCUGGAUGCGACUGCCGAGUUUUCGUUCCGUAGGGGAUGCGCUUAAAGACCGAUUCGAUGGUGCAUCGCGAGUCUUAAUGAGUAACACCGACCUCGAGGCUCCUACGCAACGGAAUGACGCAACGUCGCACAGGGUGCCGCGAAGGGAUCGAUAUAGGUUUCAACUUCGACCGUACAACCCUGAUCACAAGGCUCCUGGGACAAAAGACCUCGUUUACUUAGAGUCUUCGCCCGGGUUUUGCGAAAAGAAUCCGAGGUUAGAAUUUCAGGUACAAGCAAGUUCUUCAGGCAACCAUUUCAGAAGAGAUUUAAAACAUAUCGUUAACUAUUCGCCAGCACAAUGGUCUAUGAACGUCGUCAGAGACAAGAGCAGUUUGGAUCCAGAACUUGUUCAUUCUGAACCAGGAUUCGAUCUGACUGAAGAAGAAAUGAUCAAGUUCAAAAUCUGGGCGAAAGGAAUCAUUCCAUACUACAUUGACGACUUCUCUUUUGAUAAAGUACUACGCAAUAGAAUUCGCAAUUACCUUGAUCUCACAAACCGCGUCACUGGUCUAAGAUUUAUUGAACUACCAAAACCACCCACUGACGAGAAAACUAGAUGGGUGCUUUUCUUAAAUCGACAAGGCCUGCUUAAUUGCGCAGAUCAUUCUACUAAGGAUUUUACAAACGAAGGUGUACAGAAAGUGCUUUUGGGCUAUGACUGCUUAGUCACCGGUGGAGAACUCGCCCAAGCAAUUUUGGCCCUAGUUGGAGUACCGCCUCAACAUAAUUCUCCUGAUCGUGAUGAGUAUAUCACGAUAAAAGACGAUCAUAUAAUCCCAGAGAAGAAGCAUUUGUUUGUUGCGCUGAAGAAUAACGAGUGGUUAUUUCACGAUAUUCCCUAUGAUUUUGUGAGUGCUAGUCAUUAUAAUUUUCACAAGUAUUCAAAGAAUGGGUUUGCUACUAUAGAAAUAAAGAAACCAACAAACGUUCUUGUUGGAGAAGGUAAGGGGUUUAGUUACAAAGAUAUUUGGAAAAUAACAAUGCUUUAUAAUUAUAUUGUCAAGAAAAAGGCUAAUUCUAUAAAAGCUUCCGAUUGUUUAAAGCUUUUUGAGCCUGGUGCUAAUUUUAGUAAUUACGAACCGCUCAUAGAUGAUGAAAUCCAACCAAGAAGUAAGCCUAAUAAAUAUUUAGGAAUACAAGGAAAGUUACCAAAGUUACCCAGGCUACCUGAAAAUAUAAAUAGAGAUGAAGAGCAAGAAGUUGAGGAAGAUAGCGAAAACGAAGAGAAAGAAGAUAAAAAUGCUAAAGAAGAAAUUAAUAAAAAUUUAAACGAAAGUAAUUCGGACAAAACAGAAGAAUAUACCAGUGAAAACCGAGACCAUUUUGUAUCUGGUAAAACGGAACGAAUCGAAAUUUUAAAUAAUGUUAAUAAAUUAAAAGCUCCGUUUGUUAAUAAUCCUUCUCACUUUAAAUCUUGGAAGACAACAAAAAAUUUGAAUAAAAUAUUUAAAAAAAUGAUAAAUGGAUAA
This is a messenger RNA of Parnassius apollo (apollo), 2238 nucleotides long. Lineage: Eukaryota; Metazoa; Arthropoda; Insecta; Lepidoptera; Papilionidae. The record is from the annotation of a GenBank genome assembly.